AUGCGGGGGAUAUGGCAGCAGACUUCUCGGCCUAAUUUGAGCUUCACCACUGCCAGAACAACCGUCAAGUCCACAUUUGGCCGGCGCAGCGCGACUCGUCACGGAACCCGCAGUAAUAAAGUCGCAGCUUGCGAUGUCUUCGCAGCUUUCCUCGCGCCCCUGUUGGCCGCGGCGGCAUUCGCCGACACUUCAUGGAAGAAUAGCAAGAGGAAAGAGUGGGAGAUCCGCUUCAAGGAGAUCAGCGACGAGGUAGAGCGUCUCAAGGCACGUGAGGUCGAGGUAUGGACACGCAUACAGCAUCGGUCAAUCAGGCGCGGCGCAAUAAGUCAACGACGCAUGUACUCGACCGCUGCUCAUGCAAUAUCCUGGGACAAGAUUGAUGCAGAGGACUGGGCAGAAGCGUUUGAGGAAGAUGCCGAACGAACUGCGACUCAACAGGCUCAGGACAAUCAAGCGCCUGCCGCAAAUCCUGCGACAGCGCCGCUGGUGAUGCGUCAGUCGAGGGCCAAGGUGCUCGAAUACGAGAGUCUCGUGCGCAAGCGACUGAUCCUUCGUCUGCUGCUCUACGUAUACUCGGACCACGACCCGAAGUACGAGGACAAAUAUCAUGUCCAAAUUCAGAAGAAUGUGCUCCCAGAGGAGAUUGGUCGAGUAGUCAUCGAUUUGCAAGCCAUAACACAGCAGCUGCGAACUAUGGCCCACUAUGCGUUGCGCGACCGUCCUGGACAUUUCCUCGAGGCCGAAAUAGAGCUUGGAAGUCCAGUGUUCAGUCGACAGCACGACCGUCAGCAGCUUCGCAACCUCGCCGAAGACUACCGCGCAGGAAAGCUUGAUACGCGCGUUCUUAUUGACUGUCUAGUAGAAUGGCUGCUGGACUCAGAUCGACCCCCUGGUCCAUAUGCGUUCGUACAACUCAUCCUGGUAUUCACACACUGCGGCCUGGAUCAGCCCGCGGAUUACGCCGUGUCGGCACUACGAACCUCUGGUUACACCAUCCGCCAAACCGAGAUCGUUGCAAUCCUGGAGAUGUGCUCGAAUCUCCGGGACUUGAAGACGUUCGACUGGCUCAUCCAGCAACUGACCAGCAAGGACGGCUUCCUACGUAAUGGGCGAUAUCUGUGGAACUGGAUCAGAGUCGAUGGGACACUAAUUGCGGCACCCGCUCUUUUCAGCCCGUUCUUGUAUAGAGGACUAAUACGGUCAACAAUCAACUUUGGACAAAUGGAUCGUGCUGCUGCAUACUAUAAGAUGACGCAGAAGUACAGCUGGGCUGCCAGCCAUGAAUCAUAUGUCCUGAAAGCCUUCCUUCAAUACCACGCAAUCAAUCGCGACUGGGACAAGGGCAAAGGCUGCAUAGGUCGAGCCCUCCGGCACCUGACGGAUGACACGCUGAUACACAAUCAUGCAACGCCGGAGCGAGCAACUCGUCAAAUAGCGGUGAUUUGCCUACGUAUUGCCGAUCUCUUCGCCGCUUGCGACAAGCAGCAAAUGCUCACGGCGUGGAUCACUCUUGUGGCCAGGGAAGGAAUACCGGCUCCUGACUUGGAUGCUAGCAAGAGAUCGCGUAGUGCAAGUCUCAGAUCGAUUGCAGGACAAUGGACCGGAGCGGCAGAGACUCUCGGCAACCCACCCGCGCCGUUGACGGCAGAUGGCUUCGGCGGGUUUCGAAAGGCAGUGCAGAGCUUCGCUGACUCCUUCGGACUCGCAAUGCAGGAAAUUGAUGACACCGCGGCCUCAAUGGACCAGAGCGUCUCGUCGCAGCGCACACGCCAAGAUCAAGAACAAACCGGAGCAUCAAUGGAGGUAUCGACGCCUUAUUCGUCGCCACAUGUGCCAAUACAGGGGCCCAUAAACGAGCCGACUCAGCCACUCGAAGCACCUCCUAAUCAGCACUUCACAAACUCUGAGCUUGUGAAUGAGACCAGGCGGUCUGUGGGGGUGUCCCAUGUUCAGCCCCCAGCGCCCGUACCACCCACUAUUCCACCCGAUUUCUUCGAGGCAAUGGAGAUGGUUAGGGAUGAACGAGCCUCUCUUGAGAGCGCCCGUCGGGCCCAGCAGCAGCAAUUACAAUCCGCCCUCGACCAGAUCAACGCGCUGAAAGCAGAGACGAUAGCCUUACACAAGAGACUUGACAGCAGUCGAGACAGUCAGCCUCAGGAGGUGCAGAUGCCAUCCGUCCUGCAUAGUCUACCUUCGGCAGAAGCAGAAACACAAGUUCAGAGUGAGCCACUCGAAAAGACGCCACCAAUGCGUACAUUGGACAACGGAACAACUGAAGAAGGAUAUCAUUUUGUCGAUUCCAGUAAUCGCGGUCUUCUCGGCACUUCCGGCGGGUCUGGUCACGUGCUUCCAGAAUCUCCAAUGGCGGAAGGUGACUGGCGUUGUGGCUGCCAACAUCACAACUAUCACAGCAAUAAGAAUUGCCGCCUUUGUGGCGAACCUCGAGCCAAUGCCGUGUUUGUUGCGCGGUCUGCAAUAUUGCGUCCGUCAACGGCUGGGACGCCCGCCAGGCACUCGAACUCAGCAAAGAUGAACUCGGGCGUACAGGCGAUUUCCGGGUCCCAAUCGAGACAUUGGCAUUUGCUGAGCGACGCUACAUCGUCUACAGAUGACAAAACGGUAGCGCCGCAAGCCACGGAACUUGCUCCCGAGUCAGUCCCUCGCCCGCACUCGGCCGAGCUAUCGUUCCCCAGUGAACACAUGCUGCCACCACAGCAGGAAGAUAACCCCGAAGCGGAAGACUCUGGCUACGACUCCCUGCCUGAAUCACCAGCGUCGUCGCUCUUCGAUGCACCCCCAUCGCCAUCUCCCCAUCCUAUUCCUGUGACGAUGUAUCGCAGCCUCGAUGUGGAUAGUUUUCUGGACAACAGCGAACGCCCAAUAAUUCGAAGAACAAACAACAUGCUGCCUCGAGCCUCCCUGAGGGACAAAGGACUUGAGCACAAGUCGUUCACCCCAGUCGACGACGAUGACCCGGCGAUGCGAAUACUUCCCCGCCAAGCGAAGCAGAAGAUGACAGGUUCUGGGACAGAAAAGCAAAUAUCCGAUCGGAUCAAGCUGCUCACAGAGGCGAAGAAGCGGGGUCGAGCCGCCAAUGCGGAGGCGAGGAGGGCGUAUCUUGAAGAACAGGCUGCCUUGUCUGCUUAA
Messenger RNA from Cyphellophora attinorum, 3147 nucleotides. RefSeq lists its product as uncharacterized. Lineage: Eukaryota; Fungi; Ascomycota; Eurotiomycetes; Chaetothyriales; Cyphellophoraceae. The record is from RefSeq and is a predicted model, not a curated record. Bases 1 to 3147 code for a protein of 1048 amino acids. The transcript has a single exon.